CGAGGGGCCGCUCCGCUCCGCGAGAUCAUGGCGGCUUCUUUGGGGUCAACUGUCGGGGCGACGACCUCCGCGGCAUUGACCCCGACGGGAACCCCGCCGGAGUCGGAGGUUCUUUAAUAGCAUUGGAGCAAAUGACUCCUUGCGAAAGAAAGAUGCUGAAUUUCAGGAGCAUGACAAGUUUCUGUCUCCAGAUUUUCUCUCAGUUGCCCAAAUCACCGAAAUGCUAGCAGAGGACAUAGAUGGAGUUCAACAGAAAUUUGCCACAUUUCUGAAUUUCAAAAAUCUUAAAACCUGUUUAAAAGAAGCCAUUCUAGUAGAUUAUUAUGUAUCUGGAUUUUUGUGGGCUAGAGGCAUGGACUUUUCUGUUCUGCAGUACUCAAAAUUUAUGACUUUACUAGAUGUCUUGCUUCAUAAUCUUAGAGCACUGCAUAUGUCCUUAAAAGAUAGCUUACAAUGGCUUGGAGAAGUUAUGGCUGAAAUUGGACCAGCCCAUUUACAGAAACACAAGAAAUGGAGUAUCUUUGAUAUAAAACAAGCCAAUGCUAUCACUGAUUAUUUAAAAAUCAGCUUAUUUCAACACUACAAGCUAUAUGAGUUUCUGUUCUACUCUCCCAGGGAAGAAAUUGUGAUAGGAGCUGAGCAAAUGGUAGAGGUCGUCAAGUCUUCAGGCGGCCUUUUCCCCAACCCUCUAGAAGAAGGAAUCUCAUUUGAUAUUUACUCAACAUUCAUAGAGCCACCCCCAACAUUGGAUACAGAAAUGAAGAUAUUGGAUCAAGAACAAGGCUCAGUGGAGUCCCAGCCAGCAGCCAGCACUUCAGAGACAGAUGCUUUAGCUGGUCUCACCAUUGAAGAUAUAAAAUCCGUGCUUGCCCAAGUCACAGAUGACAUCCUAAUCGGCAUUCAGGCCGAGAUAAACGAAAAGCUGCAAAUACAGGAAGAGGCCUUUAAUGCACGAAUAGAAAAAUUGAAAAAGGCCUGAGGACCCGGUACAAAGAGAGUGAUGCUGAACUUCACAGAAACAAACAAAACCAGUCAGAAUAAUAGACUCUCUAGAGCAUCGUGUCUCUUUUAUUUAGUUGGGAGAGGAAAACCAAGCCCCACUUUUUAUUAUCGUAAGUAAUUAGAAAAGCAUUGGCCCCAAUUUUGCUAUCUCCUGUCCCAUAGCAGCCUCUGAAUUUAUUGCAUUGAGUGUAAUAAGAACAUUUUGUAGACAAGAGUUUGGAGAAUUAUAUAUAUAAAUACAAUUACAAUACUCCUUUGACA
Molecule: messenger RNA, 1263 nt
Organism: Myotis daubentonii (Daubenton's bat)
Lineage: Eukaryota; Metazoa; Chordata; Mammalia; Chiroptera; Vespertilionidae
Gene: CABCOCO1
Product: ciliary associated calcium binding coiled-coil 1
Source: RefSeq, a predicted model, not a curated record